AUUUAAGUAAUCGAAUCCGACCAGAGAGUGAAUCCAUAUCAACAUCAUCAUCUAUGACAUUUUCCAGUGGAACUCCAGAUACACCAAGCAUAAUUAAUACAUUAGCAUUCUUUACGAAUCCAUCAACGCCUCCAAAAUAUCCAUCAGUUAAAAAAGUGCGAAGUAUUGCGGCACUAACAACUUUAACGAAUGAUCCAUUUCGAGUUGGAGCAGGAGUUGAGAUCAGUGGUAUUAAAGUACGAGGGACAGUCACUUUGAAUCAGCUAAGUACGAGAUAUUCCGAUCGACCGGGAUCACCAAAAAGUGUUAAUGAAUUGCGAAG
This is a messenger RNA of Racocetra persica, 322 nucleotides long. NCBI's taxonomy places the organism in Eukaryota, Fungi, Glomeromycota, Glomeromycetes, Diversisporales, Gigasporaceae. The record is from the annotation of a GenBank genome assembly.